Messenger RNA from Suncus etruscus (white-toothed pygmy shrew), 2461 nucleotides. It is a transcript of the gene BBS7, whose product is annotated as Bardet-Biedl syndrome 7. Gene Ontology annotation, cellular component: membrane; BBSome; neuron projection. Gene Ontology annotation, biological process: intracellular transport; intracellular protein localization; non-motile cilium assembly. Bases 19 to 2166 code for a protein of 715 amino acids. The transcript has 19 exons. Lineage: Eukaryota; Metazoa; Chordata; Mammalia; Eulipotyphla; Soricidae. Gene Ontology annotation, molecular function: protein binding. The record is from RefSeq and is a predicted model, not a curated record.
GUAGUUUCGGCCGCCGCCAUGGAGCUGAGCCUCGGCCGCGCCGACUACGUGCAGGUGGGAGUGACCUCUCCGAAGACUAUGAAGCUGCUUCCUGCGCCUAGAAAGAGUGGUACACAAAAGGUGGUUAUCGGAGAUCAUGAUGGGGUGAUUUUGUGCUUUGGCAUGAAGAAAGGAGAAGCAGUAGCAGUGUUCAAGACUUUACCAGGGCAGAAGAUUGCAAGACUAGAACUGGGAGGAGUUCUUAAUACUCCUCAGGAGAAAAUUUUUAUUGCUGCAGGUUCUGAAAUUAGAGGCUUCACAAAGAGAGGAAAGCAGUUUCUGUCUUUUGAAACAAACCUCACUGAAAGUAUUAAAGCUAUGCACGUAUGUGGCUCAGAUCUCUUUCUCAGUGCAAGUUAUAUCUAUAACCAUUACUGUGACUGCAAAGACCAGCAUUAUUAUCUUUCUGGGGACAAAAUCAAUGAUGUUAUCUGCCUUCCAGUAGAAAAAUUACAUCGUAUUACACCAGUGCUGGCUUGCCAGGACCGAGUGCUCAGAGUGUUACAGGGAUCUGAUGUGAUGUAUGAAGUUGAAGUUCCAGGUCCACCAACUGUCUUAGCACUGCACAAUGGGAAUGGCGGUGACUCUGGAGAAGACCUUUUGUUUGGAACAUCAGAUGGGAAACUUGGACUAAUUCAGAUUACUACAUCUAAACCAGUGCACAAGUGGGAAAUUCAAAAUGAAAAGAAGAGAGGAGGUAUUUUGUGUGUUGACAACUUUGACAUUGUGGGUGACGGUGUUAAAGAUUUACUUGUUGGGAGAGAUGAUGGAGUAGUGGAAGUGUACAGUUUUGAUAAUGCAAAUGAGCCUGUUCUACGAUUUUUUCAGACAUUGCCUGAAAGUGUCACCUCUAUCCAGGGCGGCUGUGUAGGGAAAGAGGGCUAUGAUGAAAUUGUGGUAGCCACAUAUUCAGGCUGGGUGACCAGUCUGACAACGGAACCAAUUCAUAAGGAAUGUGGACCAGGAGAAGAAUUGAAAAUCAAUCAGGAGAUGAAGAGUAAAAUUUCUUCUUUAAGGAGUGAGUUGGAACAGUUGCAGUAUAAGGUCCUACAGGAAAGAGAGAAAUAUCAGCAGUCAUCUCAGUCAAGUAAAGCAAGAUCAGUUGCACCGUCAUUUAGUGUAAACGACAAAUUCACAUUAAAUAAAGAUGAUGCUAGCUACAGCCUUACCUUAGAGGUGCAAACAGCAAUAGAUAAUAUUUUAAUCCAGAGUGAUGUUCCAAUAGAUUUACUUGACGUGGAUAAAAAUUCUGCUGUUGUUAGCUUUAGCAGCUGUGAUUCUGAGUCAAGUGAUAACUUUCUUCUUGCCACUUAUCGGUGCCAGGCAAAUACCACAAGGCUGGAACUCAAGAUUCGCUCUAUAGAAGGCCAGUAUGGCACACUGCAAGCAUAUGUGACUCCAAGAAUUGAACCCAAAACCUGCCAGGUCCGCCAGUACCUUAUCAAACCCCUUUCCCUCCAUCAAAGAACUCACUAUAUUGAUCAUGACAGACCCAUGAAUACACUGACUUUGACAGGCCAGUUUAGUUUCGCUGAAAUUCAUUCUUGGGUGGUAUUUUGCUUGCCUGAAGUUCCUGAAAAGCCUCCAGCAGGGGAAUGCAUCACAUUUUAUUUUCAGAACACCUUUCUGGAUACACAGCUUGAAAGUACCUACAGAAAAGGAGAAGGUGUAUUCAAAUCUGAUAAUAUUUCUACUAUAUCCAUCCUAAAAGAUGUGCUUUCAAAAGAAGCUACAAAAAAGAAAAUUAAUCUCAACAUAUCAUAUGAAAUAAAUGAAGUAUCAGUCAAACAUACUUUAAAGUUGAUUCACCCCAAGCUGGAGUACCAGUUGCUUUUGGCUAAAAAAGUGCAGUUAAUUGAUGCAUUAAAAGAAUUGCAAGUUCAGGAAGGAAAUACAAACUUUCUGAUACCAGAAUAUCGCUGUAUUUUAGAAGAGGCAGAUCAUCUCCAGGAAGAAUACAAAAAGCAACCUGCACAUCUUGAAAGACUCUAUGGCAUGAUCACUGACCUUUUCAUAGACAAAUUCAAGUUCAAAGGUACUAAUGUCAAAACCAAAGUACCUCUUUUAUUGGAGAUUUUGGACAGUUACGACCAAAAUGCAUUGAUUGCUUUUUUUGAUGCUGCAUGAGUUAUAGACAAGGUAAAGAUCUCAAAUGUGGGCUAUCGAAAUGUUUUAUAAAGUCAAAACAGAAUUACAAGGUAACUGUAUAUACUGUAAGUACUAUUUAAUACCUAAAAUUAUAUUUGAAUGUGCUUUUUUUAAUUAAUGCUCUUUAUAUAAAUGGAACCGUUUAAAAAUAAAUGUUUUUAAUUUUAAAAGUGCAAGUGGAGUGAGAGGGAUUUUAGUGAAUUCUUUGCAAGUGGAUACUUUAAACUUUAAAUUGAGAAAUACUUGGAAAAUAAAAAUAUGUUCAAAAACUUGA